CUGCCCUCACCCAAGAUGGCCGCGGGCGCGCCCGUCCGUCCCUGAGGCGGGACCAGCGCUGAGGGCGCGGGGCGCGGAGGCGGCCGCGGUCCCUUCGGAAGGCGGCUGGAGCCCGGCAGUGAGGUUUAAUGAGUCAAACUGAGCUGUUGGGAGUUUCUGUUGAAGAUGUACAUGUUGGUUGAAAAACGCACAAAUUCCCAUCUUCACCUAAAGAGGUCACCUGGCAUCCGAUCCUGGUCUCUGUGUGUUGGAAUAGCCUCCAUAGGUUUGGCUGCUGCUUAUUAUAGUGCAGACAGCUUGGCAUGGAAGCUCUUCUACAUGGCUGGGUGUUUCUUUGUGGCAGCCCAGAAUCUGGAGCAGUGGGAGGAAGCUGUAUUUGAUAAGAACAAAGGAACAAUCUGCCUAAAAACAUUCAACCUCUACAAAAAAAUACUGACCUUGUCAAAAGGAGGCAAUGAACAAGUGGUGGCCGUGCUGAGCGAGAUCCGCGAUGUGAACGUGGAGGAGGAGGCCGUGCGCUAUUUCGGGAAGGGUUACCUGGUUGUGCUGCGCUUCGUCACCGGAUUCUCACACCCGCUCACCCAGAGUGCAGUGCUGGGCUGCAGAAGUGAUGUGGAAGCAGUUGCCAAACUCAUCACGAGUUUCCUGGAACUGGACAGAGUAGAGACCCCACAAGAUUUCUCCCAGAGCAGCGAAACAGAGGCAAGUGAUGCAGAUGAACCACAGGAUAAAUAAUGAUAGUCACUGUUAACUGAAGCAAGCAGAGGCUUUCACACAUCUGGAAAAUAUUCCGAUUGUUCUUCAGAAAAAUAAACCCCUCACAACCUUGACCUGGGCAUUUCUCAACGUGUGCAUUUACAGUGGGUGGAAUCUGUCAUAGUUUAGUGCUAAACUGCUUCAAGACCCUGCAUGUUGACACUGCUGGCUUUUGAACUUUUGUCACCUCAUAAACCUGUCUAGGAAUAGUUAUUUAUUAAUGAAUUGGUUUGAAAUAAUUGCUUUUCCAUUAAUGAAGAUACAGAUGUAAACUUCUGCUUACUGUAAACAUUUGCUGCAGGUACAGUAUAUGAAAUGUAGAAGAGUAGAAUUUGUAACUCAAAACACAAUGCUUUGAGGCUUCCCCUUUAAUAUAUGCAAUUAGGAGAUGCAGAGUAGUGGCACUUUUAUGUUCUCUACUACUGACUUGCCAUUGGAUAUAUGUGGAAAUUGAAGUCUGAGUGCCUCUCUUGGAAUUUUAAACAUUAGGUUGAUCAACUUGUAACAGUGUCUUAACUUAUCUCAGACUCACCAAGGAGACAUAAAUAGCAAAGGAAAAGUGAUCAUGGUGAAAUGUCUUUGGGAUGUUCUACCUUAAUUCUGUUCUGCUUAACUUCUGGGUAGGACAGAGCAAUGUUUUUCUAGACCUCAAUGUUUACCAUUUAAACUGUGUAUUUAGAAGGGAAGCAGGGACAUGUGUAACUUUAGGUAGGGAAAAGACUGAUGUCAAACAAGGUGGUAGCUUAGAAUUGUUGAGUAUUUCCUUACUUGAAAUGAUACCGAAGUGCUAAAUAACUUUUUUUAAGGUAGGUAGCAUAGAUUGAAUGUCUGACUUGUACCUGUGUUUUACUCCAGGUGUGUGGUGUCCUCUGUUUUGACCAAUGGUUUCACAAAUAGUUAAAAUAUAAAUUUUUUCAAGGUAUUUCUAAAGUAAAAGCUACCUCUGUUAGUCAGCAUAUUCUGUCUAGAACUCCAUCAUGCUUACAUUAACAUGUCAGUACAAGAAAAAAUUGUAAAAAGCUGCAAGUUCCUUCAGCAUGCUAUAGCUGCUUGUACUGAAGUUCACUAGGUUUUAUUUAGGAAUCUUAUGGUCUGAUUUAGAAAAUAUUUACACAGUUACAUCUAGGAGAUCUGAACAGGGUACUAGGUAACUGUGUUGUCUGCUUUCACAGUUCGCCAGCAGCAAAUGUCUCCUGGCAGCAGCUUCUUCAGAAUUUAAAAGAGCCUGUGUUCUUGUUUCCAAUCACUCUACCUCUACAGAGAGAAGGCUCUGAAAAGUUUUUGGUAGAAGGCACAUCCUGUUGUGUGUUCCAGUUUGGUCUGCAGCUGAGCACCUGCUCAUCAAAGAUUUCCCUUCCAGCUGUUCGGACCCAGGAUGUGAGCAGAGGCAGAGCCUGCUGUUGUCAGUGGAAGGUACUCACACUGCAGCAGGGACGUGGCUGUUGAUGUAGCUUGCCUGCAGUACAGAACUAGUUCUGUUUCCUUUAAAUAAGAUAAAAAACUUGUAAUCAUGUCAGGUAUCUGUACAGACCUCUGCCAGUACACGUUCCUGAAAGUCCUCUCAGUUGGGGUAAUUGUGGGGCUUUUGGUGCCUACCCCACACCACCAGAACUGGGAAGCUGCUGUGUAUGAAUGUGGAAAAAGUAGGUUGCAGGCAAUUAGCUAAAUUUGCCUUUUUCUCCAGCACAGCUGUAGGCUAAGUAUAAUCAUCAAACCUGUUUAAAAAAAUGUUGCAGGGUGUAGAGUUCCUCCUUCCUCGUUUAAAUCCACUGUAAUGUAUACCCCAGGUGAUGCUCAUUUUAGAGAGAGGAGAAUGAGACUGGGGAUUUGGAGAGCUCUUUUCCCCCCACAGUGUAAAAUGAGAACAGUGAGUGUUCUAAGGACUUCCAGUAGGAAGUACUGUCCUAGAGUAUGUAAUGGUACAGUGUAAGCAUCAGGGCUCAGCCUGUGGUAGCUGCUGCUUUGUAUCAAAGAUGUUCAGAGAGCAUUCAUGGUGUGUGAUAAACCAGACAAAACUACCUGCCUUCAGUUUCAGCUCUGCUGGCUUUCGUUUGUAUUCCCAUGAGAGCUGACAUUCCAUGGAAGACAUAAACCACGCUGUAGUUCCCCAGUUAAAAAUCAGCUUUUGAGAGGUGCAUCUGUUGGUCUGACCCUGCAUUUGCAUCCUGUGUCCUGCUUCUGCUGAGCUGUAGUGUAUGCAGCUUGCUGUGCAUUCAUGGUGUUAGUCAUGUCUCCACUUACAGACUAUGCAAUAUCUUAGACAAAGACUAAAACAAUAUAAGGAAAAUUGAAAAUCUAUAGAAAGGGGAAUGACAUAUAGUUGAAAAACAUCCUGUGGGACUAAGUUGCAUGUUGAGUUGAUGUCAGGGAUCACCUCUUUAGAGGUGUUUUCCAGUAUCCUCAUUAUCCUGCUGUAUUGGGCAGGAGAGGGAUGGCUGCUGCCAUGCACAUUGUGUCUAGGAGGAAUAUUUUGACUCCUCAGCCUUUCCCUUGGAGCAGCUGGUGCCAUCCUCUCUUGUGCCAUUUCCAUUUUGGAUUUGGCAGCUGUCACUGUACCAACAAGUCUAGUUUCAGUGGGAACCUGUGUUCUGUAGCCUGAGCUAGCAGGAUGGGGUCCUGAGAACAUUCUGGCAGGCUGUGGGUGCUGCCUGUGCUGGCUGAUCCACCCAGGAGCUUCCUGUGGCACUGAUCCAUCUGAGCCUGCCAGUGGGACACUGCACCAGCGUUAGCACAGGCUGAUGGGGUUUUCUCUUGUGUUUCUCUUCAUCCACAUGUGGAGCUUCUUGCGCUCCAAAACGUUAACAUUUUUAGCUGGAAGACAUGGCCAGGUGCAGUGCAGUAACUGUGUGCAUGUACAAUCAACUUGAAAUUGCUGUUCUCAUGGAUUUGGUUAUGGCAAUGUCUGUGCACUCCUCAGCAAGGGGAUCAGCUUGCAGAACUGUGGAAAGCAGGUGCAGCUCAGGACAGGGUUCACUCUUCCCUUUUUGGAUGAGUCCUCUCUCAUCCUCCUUUUCUGCCACUUCUCACCAUUCUGCUGAAGGCUUUCCUGGAUGGUUUUGGGCCCAGCAAAGUCAAAGGCCCAGUAAACAGAUUCUUACCUGUGCCUGCUGUGAAGUGACUUGGACUCAAAGGAAUGACUUGAAAGACUCGUUUUGGUUAGGAAAUUAGGAACUCCUGGGAGACUCUCACAGAUGUAGUCAUUAACCUUUGCAUCUCAGGCUGUCUGGACACUUGUGCCUGGACAGCUGUAGUUUGCAUGACUUACUGAUUUUAAAAGCUGCAUAGCAGACCUUAGGUCAGCUCUAACACCCUGACCCCUAAACCAGCCCUUCUGUCAUGUCCUUCACUGUAACUGUUUGCUGAGUGCCACUUGGCAGCUUCAGCUCAUGCUUGGGCAGCUCAGUGGCACUUCCAUGCAUGGCUGUGGUGGCAUGGGACUGGGGCUGCUGCAGUGAGCAAAAGCCAAGUGCAUCUGUGCAGAGGGAGAGCACUGCUUUGUGUAACCCUUGUGUAACCUCGUACUUCAGUACUUCACAAUGAAAUAUCCCAUAUCUGGCAUCAACUGUGCAGGUCUCAAAGAAAAUCCACAUAUUUAUACCCGAGACCUGACUCUUGGGCUGUAUUUAUGAAGUUACACAGAUAAUAAAACCUCAGCUGGCUCACAUAAUAAAUAAAGAGUGCUAGUUCUGCCAGUGUCAUAGAUGGCUGAGACAAAAAUAUUUCUGGAAAAUGCCUUUUUUUUUAACUUUAAAAUUGCAAGUAGAAUUUCAGCAAGGCCUUGUUGUAUUGUCUUUUUUUAAAAAAAACGUUCAUUGAUAGAAUCAACUUUGAUAACUUGUUUUGCAUUGCUGUAGUAUUUUGUAUUGUUUUUAAUUAAAAUUAUUAAAAUAUUAA
This is a messenger RNA of Lonchura striata (white-rumped munia), 4650 nucleotides long. It is a transcript of the gene CYBC1, whose product is annotated as cytochrome b-245 chaperone 1. NCBI's taxonomy places the organism in Eukaryota, Metazoa, Chordata, Aves, Passeriformes, Estrildidae. The record is from RefSeq and is a predicted model, not a curated record.